AUGGCCGUCCCCACCAUGGCCGUCCCCACCAUGGCUCUGCGGCGGGUACUGGGGCCGGGGGUGGCCCUGGGGCGACGGAGCUGCUGCUCCAAGCGCCCGCUGCCCCCCGACUUCGUGGAGGCCCUGAGGGCUGUGGUCGGGGGCCCCAAUGUCUCCACGGCCAUGGCGGUGCGCGAGCAGCACGGCCACGAUGAGUCCAUGCACACUGCCGCCGCCCCCCCCGCCACCUUCCCAAGCGUGCGGGCAGCCGUGGCCUGCACCGUCCAGGUGCUGCAGGCAGCCGUGCCCGUGGCCCGCAUCGCGGCCACGCUCCUCCUGGAGCUCCACGGCUCCCGGCGGGGGCUGGCCGAGCAGCAGCAGCAGACAGAGGAGAUCGUGAGGCUGAACGGCGGCUCCAGCCCGGCCUGGGCGGAGGAGCCGGAGGAGCGCGGGCGGCUCUGGGCCAUGCGCCACAGUGCCUGGUACGCCGCCCUGGCCCUGCGGCCCGGCUGCCAGGGCUACUCCACGGACGUCUGCGUGCCCAUCUCCCGCCUGCCCGACGUGGUGGUGGAGACCAAGCGGGACCUGCAGGACUCCGGCCUCACCGGCCCCAUGGUGGGACACGUGGGCGACGGCAACUUCCACUGUCUCCUCGUCUUCGACGCCCAGGACCCGGCCGAGGCCGGGCGCGUCCACGCCUUCACCCAGCGCCUGGGCAGGCGGGCGCUGGCGGCGGGGGGCACCUGCACCGGGGAGCAUGGCGUGGGGCUGGGCAAGCGGGCGCUGCUGCUGGAGGAGCUGGGCCAGGAGGGGCUGGACACCCUGCGCCGCAUCAAGGCCGCGCUGGACCCCCACAACCUCAUGAACCCCGGCAAGGUGCUCUGA
Messenger RNA from Nipponia nippon (crested ibis), 864 nucleotides. The record is from RefSeq and is a predicted model, not a curated record. Lineage: Eukaryota; Metazoa; Chordata; Aves; Pelecaniformes; Threskiornithidae.